CGGCGACAUCAGCGUCCUCCUGCUACUGACUCACCGUAAGCCCGUUGACUCCACCUGUCCCCUGGAGCCUUUCUUACUGCAUUCUAUUCCAGUCACUCUUUCUCUUUACAUCCCGUUCCUGUAUCAUCUUGAUGGUAUUUGGUUUCCACACCUUGUCCCGCAGGAUUCUCACUAGCCACCCCCCACGCCUACACUCCAAGACCAACUUCAACACACGACCAUAUCAACUGCUUUUGGUGGCCAGCAUGGCAACACCAGCCCGAACGCAGCCCCCGUGGAAGGAGCCGCAGCAAUCGAGUGCAGCAAAGUUGAAAGUCUGGAACUCGUUAACACGGUCUAAGAACGAUUUUGUCCCCAUCGAUCCAGAAGGCAAAGUCGUCAAAUGGUACAGCUGCGGGCCGACUGUAUACGAUGAUGCGCAUCUUGGCCAUGCGCGGAAUUACGUGACCAUCGACAUUCUACGAAGGGUCUUGGCAGGGUACUUCGGAUACAACCUUCAAUUCGUGCAGAAUAUCACCGAUGUGGACGACAAGAUUAUUCUGCGGGGACGCCAGCAACAUCUCCUGGCCAAGUUCAAAGCCGAGAACCCGACGGUUACAGACGAAGUAGUCACAACCACCAUCCAGGCCUUUGAUGCAUACGUCAAGAAGAAUCUCCCGUUACUGAGCUCUGAGGUCAACAUAGGGACCUUCAACCAGGAGUCCUCAGACAAGUACGCCAAUGUCGUUCAGGGCAAGUCGAUAGAUGGUGUUACGCCGCCAGGGGACAAGGAAGCGAAGGUCAAGAUGCACUUGCGCACAGCCAGCAUGGCGGUAACGUCGUUACUAGCACCCUCCAAAUCAACACCAGAAGAUGUCGAGGUAUUCUAUGCUGGCGCUGAAGACGUGCUCCUGCCAUAUCUUGACUCGUUGUACGGCUCGUCGAUAGAUGCCAGCGAUCACACCGUCUUCACUAAGCUCACCCAAAAGUACGAGGCGCGCUUUAACGAAGAUAUGCGCAGUCUCAAUGUCUUAGAUCCUAAUGUAGUCACUCGUGUCACUGAGUAUGGCGACCAAAUUGUAACAUUCGUGGAGAAGAUUGUCGACAAUGGUUUCGCAUACAAGACCUCGGACGGAUCGGUUUACUUCGACAUUGACAGUUUCGAGAAAGUGCCUGGCAAUCACUAUGCUCGCCUGGAACCCUGGAACCGCGGGGACAAGGGUCUGCAGGCGGACGGAGAAGGAGCGUUAUCGACUCAAAAGACGUCUGAAAAGCGCGGCGACGCCGACUUUGCACUAUGGAAAUCAAGUAAACCAGGCGAGCCUGCCUGGAAAUCGCCUUGGGGUCCUGGUCGGCCGGGUUGGCAUAUUGAGUGCUCUGUUAUGGCGAGUGAUGUCUUGGGAGAGCAGAUGGAUAUUCACUCGGGUGGUAUUGAUCUGUGCUUCCCGCACCACGACAACGAGCUCGCACAGUCAGAAGCGCAUUGGUCACAAAAGGAGGGUGGCCAUCAAUGGGUCAACUACUUCCUGCACAUGGGCCAUCUCUCGAUAUCGGGUAGCAAGAUGUCAAAGAGUCUCAAGAACUUCACAACAAUCCGCGAAGCAUUAGGGCGCGGAGAUUGGAACGCUCGAAGUCUGCGCAUAAUCUUCCUUCUUGGUGGCUGGCAUGACGGCAUCGAGAUCACAGAUGAUUUGCGGAAGCAAGGCUCAUCAUGGGAGAGCUAUGUUACGAACUUCUUCUAUAAGGUUCGCGACCUCGAGGUGCAUCCGAACAUCAGCUCCACCGGCGCGGAGGAUGAGAAGGUUCAGAAGGCGUUUGAAAGUGCGAAAGAGAAGACUCAUAACGCCCUAGCUGACUCUUUCGACACACCCACCGCCAUGCGUGCCAUAUCUGGGCUGAUAACAGACUACAACUCUGCGGACAAAGCUGGGUUGUCAGAUGGUGUCUCCUUCGACGUCGCGCGAUGGAUCACACGCAUGGUUCGCAUAUUCGGUCUAGAUGGCUCCGCAGAUCCCUAUGACGGUGGAAUUGCCUGGGCUGGCAUCGACAUCCCCUCGGCAGCCAAGGAGUUUGUCUAUGCCGUGUCGCGUGAGCGUGACGAGGUACGACAACACGCCAUCGCAGGCGAUCUCUCAGGCGAAGUCCUGCAGUCUAUCAUAGCACAACACCAGCCGUCGCAGAAGCAGGAUUUAGCUUCAGUGCCAUUCGCUGAAGUACUAUCCACCUUCCAGGAUAGCCUCCAAAGCCUUGCAAGUAAGCAAGCACCCUCGAAGGACUACCUUGCCCUCUGUGACCAGCUCCGCGACACGCACCUCUGGGAUCUCGGCAUCUACCUCGAAGACCGGGAAAACGCACCCGCAAUGGUCCGUCCCGUCGACGCCGAGCUACAAGCCGCGCGCGACCAGAAAGAGGCCAUUGCUCGUCAAAAGGCCGAAGCGAAACUCAAGCGUGAGCGCGAGGAAGCGGAGAAGAAGGCCAAGCUGGCGGAACAGGCGAAGAUCAAUCCAAAGGACAUGUUCAGGACGGACGAAUAUAGUGCGUGGGAUGAUGAGGGUUUGCCGACUAAGGAUAAGGAGGGCGGAGAUGUACCGAAGGGGAGAACGAAGAAGUUGAAGAAGGAGUGGGAAAAGCAGAAGAAGCUAUUUGAGGAGCAUGUGAAGGGCGCCAGUGCUUCGUGAAGUAAGAGAAGAUAGAUUCUACUCUUUUGCGACCGAGCGGUGCCUAUGUUAGUGACUUCUAAGCGUUGCAUACAACGAUUUACUCAAUUUCAAUUACCUUAAGUCCUGUCACAGUCCCCC
Molecule: messenger RNA, 2777 nt
Organism: Cucurbitaria berberidis CBS 394.84
Lineage: Eukaryota; Fungi; Ascomycota; Dothideomycetes; Pleosporales; Cucurbitariaceae
Exons: 2
Coding region: 132-2657 (841 amino acids)
Biological process (GO): cysteinyl-tRNA aminoacylation
Cellular component (GO): cytoplasm
Molecular function (GO): ATP binding; cysteine-tRNA ligase activity
Source: RefSeq, a predicted model, not a curated record